Stylophora pistillata is the source of this 1674-nucleotide messenger RNA. RefSeq names its product thioredoxin domain-containing protein 5. Gene Ontology annotation, molecular function: protein disulfide isomerase activity. Gene Ontology annotation, cellular component: endoplasmic reticulum. Gene Ontology annotation, biological process: protein folding. The record is from RefSeq and is a predicted model, not a curated record. Lineage: Eukaryota; Metazoa; Cnidaria; Anthozoa; Scleractinia; Pocilloporidae.
CUAAACGUGUCUUUACGAAUAUCAUGGCUGCGCUACAAACAUUUGUUUUGGUGUUUUUUUCCGUUAUUUCUCCAGGCUUAGCAGAUAAGGUACUUUCACUAAAUGAUGUUGAGUUUGAAGACAAAGUUUUUGGAUCGUCCACGCAUUUUGUGAUGUUUUACGGCCCAUGGUGUGAGUACUGUAUGAGUUUCAUGCCGAUCUGGAAUCAGUUAGCCAAUCACUACAGUAGAAUCCCUCACAGUGAACUUGUAACAAUAGCUAAGGUUGAUUGUACAAAAGAGACUCCACUUUGUGCAAGGCAGAAUAUCCGAGCAUAUCCUACGUUAAAACUUUACUAUGAUCAUGGUGAAAUAAAGAGAUACAAUGGAAAAAGGAGAAUGGGUGAACUAAAAGCCUUUGUUGACAAGUUUGCUAUCACAUCAGAGCAAAAAGAAAAGGAAAACUCAGAGGCUACAGGUGAAUCAGAUAAUGGUUUAUACAUACUGACAUCAGAGAAUUUUGAUAGACACGUGGAAUUGGGACUACAUUUUGUAAAGUUCUAUGCCCCAUGGUGUAGCCACUGUCGCAAACUUGCACCCACUUGGAAUGCUCUAGCAGAGUACCACAAAGAUAGUGUGGAUGUGACAGUUGCAAAGAUUGAUUGCACAACUGAAAGCAAGACAUGUACUGAACACAAUAUCCAUGCAUAUCCUUCAUUGAAGUUGUUCAAAGAUGGAAGAGAGGUGGACAGUUAUGAAGGACCACGUUCACUUGAUGAUCUGAAGAACUACCUGACUCUAAAGAUCUCUGAGCACAGUCUGUUAAGCAGUGCAAUCACAGAAAACAGUGAGACUGCUGAGGAGAUUCCAUCAGAUGAUGUGGAGGCUGACAUGAUUAAGCCAUUCCAACUGACAGACAGUAACUUUGAUGCCAUGGUCAGUGUGGGCACAACUUUCAUCAAAUUUUAUGUGCCGUGGUGCGUCCACUGUCAGACACUUUCACCAAUCUGGGAUCAGUUGGCAAACAAGUGCGCAGACAGUGCCUCUGGACCUCGAAUUGCUAAGGUUGAUUGCUCGGAAGAAGCUGAUCUUUGUCAGAGUUUUGGGAUCAAGGGGUAUCCCACCCUUAUCGUAUUUAGCAGAGGCGUUCGGAAGCAAGAGUACCGUGGGCCCAGAGAUUUGAACAGUCUCUACAACUUUGCUGUCCAACACCACGAGGAACUGUAACUGGGAUGCUCUGACCAAUCAUGGAUUGGAAUUGCUAUUGAUUGGGUCAAUCAUCCAUAGGGACAGCCAUUUAUUGGGCCAAUCAUGCUUUAGGAUGGAAUGCAUGCAUCUUUUCUGAGCCAAUCACAUGAAAGAAGAUAAUAAAAAAAUGACAGACAACUGAAAACGUCAAUUAACAGUGGUUUGUUGUAUGGGAAAUCUCAUUUGGCGAGGUGCUCCGUGAAGAGACAUGCUUUUCUAAAGAAUUUUUAGGGUCUGAAUAAUUUUUCACUGCCAUUUUUACGCUAGAGAUUAGUAAAUAACAAGAAAAGGAAGUUGUAUAUACAAAGAAGUAGUGAAAAAUAAUUUAUGGAAAGGCUCUAAGAAGCUUUUGCCGUUAAAAAAGAAUGACUUAUUUAUGAAAAUCUACGUAGUUAGGUCUUUAAGAAGUAAACUAAUAAACGUGUAUCAUAUGUUUAAGUUGCUUGAA